AUGAAGUUCCAGUCCCUUCUUGCAGGAGCAGCCUGCCUUCUGCCAGCCGGUAAGUCCAGCGAGGCUGGUGCAUUCCAUGUACUCCAUAAGUCACAAGUGACCCCCAUACUGACGCUGUGGACAGUGUCCCUGGUGGACGCCGCAAAGACCGCCCAAUUCAGACCCCCGAACGGAGGAGACGUUAGAUUCCGGGUGAAUAUACCCACAUCCACAGCCGCGACGAAGAAAGGAUCGAUUUACUUCCAGAUCCGAGCACCGAGCAGCGUAGAAUGGGUUGGACUAGGCCAGGGCAGCGAAAUGACCGGCUCAAACAUCUUCAUGUUAUACUCGGCAGCAACUCCCAGCAAUGUCACACUCUCUCCCCGAGCAGGACUCGGAGAGUUCAUGCCGGAACACAACUCCCGGGCACAGGUCACCCUUCUCAAUGGCAGUGGCAUCACUGAGGGACGUAUGGUGGCCAAUGUUCGCUGCGACAACUGCUUGAAGUGGGAAGGGGGAAGCAUGGAUCCAACAGACGCAGCUAGUUCGUGGAUCUGGGCUGUCAAACUGGGUGCAUCUAUCAAGUCGAAUGAUGUUGCAAAGAGUUUGAUGAUACAUGACAACAUGGGAGCGUUCAACUUGGAUUUGACCCAGGCCGUGGGAGAUGACGAGGACGGCAACCCGUUUGGCUCUGAUAACGCGAAUACCCCUGACUCAGGCUCGGCUGGUACAGUGGUGUCUGAUGGAGGACGCAUUGCGAGACGGUCUGCCCAUGGACUGAUCAUGUCGAUUCUCUUCUUGCUGAUGUUCCCGUCUUUUGCUCUAACUCUGCAUCUUGUUCCCAGCAAGAACACCGUUACUCACAUCCACGCCCCUCUCCAGAUAGUCUCGCUCAUUGCUGCGGUUGUCGGAUUCUCCCUUGGAAUCAGCCUGGCCAGAGACCUGAACAAGAUCAACUCCACCCACGCCGUCAUAGGCAUCAUCAUCAUGACCUGGGUCAUUCUCCUGCAGCCUGCGCUGGGUCUGCUUCAGCACCUUCAUUUCAAGAAGACCGGCACUCGCGCUGUUCACGGCAUUCUCCAUGCCUGGCUGGGACGAUGCGUGUUUAUCCUUGCUGUCAUCAACGGUGGACUAGGACUGAGGCUCAGUGGAAUAGGAAACCCCGGUGUCCCUCGAGCCGGUGUCAUUGCAUACUGCAUCAUAGCAGCUAUAAUGGCGGCUGUUUACAUCUCAGUCGUUCUGUUUAUGUCGAAGAAGCCCAAGCCAGCAGCCACCACCAUUGGAACCAAUCAAGAGGUGAAAGGAAGUGCAGUUGAGCUUGUCGAUAGGUAUUGA
Messenger RNA from Trichophyton rubrum CBS 118892, 1314 nucleotides. RefSeq lists its product as uncharacterized. The coding region runs from base 1 to 1314 and encodes 437 amino acids. Lineage: Eukaryota; Fungi; Ascomycota; Eurotiomycetes; Onygenales; Arthrodermataceae. The record is from RefSeq and is a predicted model, not a curated record. The transcript has a single exon.